AUGAGCAGCAGACAGGAGAAUGUCAAGUGGGUUGAUGGCCUCCGCGGCUUCGCCUCUCUGCUAGUCGUCUUCACCCAUAUUGCUCGCGCCUUUGAUGAAGAUCUCUUCAAACCCACAUCCGCAGAGGGUGCUCCCCCACGAUUCCUCCAGUACCCGAUUGUACGGAUCUUGGUCCAGGGACGAAUUGGAGUCACGAUCUUUUCCCUCGUCACUGGUUAUGUGUGUGCAUUGAAACCGAUUCGACAAUGUCGAGCAGGAAACCAGGAUGCGGCGUUCAAAUCCAUCGCCAGGAGCGCCUUUCGUCGAGUACCAAGGCUUAUUCUUCCAACGACGAUCGCUACCACUCUGAUAUGGUUCAUUUGCCAGUUUGGAGUCUUCGAGGUGGGAAACAGAGUUGAUAGUUGGUGGGUGAAUUACACAUCACCGAAUAUGACACCGUACUUUGGAGAUGCGAUCAAGAGCUUAUUGUACCAUAUUAUCACGACAUGGACGAAAUCAUGGAACAUCUAUGACAACAACCAAUGGACGCUACUCCCGUUAUUGAAGGGAAGUAUGCUUAUUUACAUGAUGCUUGUUGCGACAGCGUAUUGCAAGCCGAGAUACAGGAUGAUCAUCGAGCUUGCCUUGUUUGUUUACUACUAUAUUAGUAAUGACUCUGCAUUUGGAAUGCAAUUCUUCUUCGGGGCUUUCCUGUCCGAUCUUUCUCAACAUCCACCCCAUCUGGCAUGGUGCGCAGCCCGGAAAUGGCCCUCAAGACUCCUUUCCCCGUUCCUGUGUCUUAUCGGUCUUCUCCUCGCCUCUUACCCAGAAGACAAAGCCCAAUGGAUGCCCUGGUCAAAAUUCAUGGGCCAAACAUCCGUCUACAUCUUCCCAGCCGACAACGAGACCCCUCGCUUCUACUCAGGAAUCGGCCUCAUCUUCUUCGCUCUCGGAAUCCACUUUUCAAACCCAAUGAAGGACAUCCUCUCCAACAAAUACCUCCUCUGGUUCGGAAAGAACUCCUUUGCUGUGUACCUCCUGCACGGCACCCUCCUCCGCACCCUGCUCGUAUGGAUGUAUUUCGGGCUCAAGACCCCUGGAGACAUCAUCCACGAAGACGGUAGGAUCGAGCCUGGCCCACCACUAAAGAUCUGUGGGAAAGCGAGAUGGUACUUCUGGUUGCCGAUCUGGUUCGUUAUUCUAUACUACGUGGCGAAUUUGUGGACGAAAUAUGUGGAUCCGUGGUGUGCGAGGGUCACGGAGAGGUUGGUGAAGUAUGUUUUUGAGGACCCGCAGGAGAAUAGUCAGGAGAAGAGGUUGUUGCCUCAGUGAAGGAUAUCAAAAGACGGAUGACUUCAACAACACGGGGACUAUUUUGAGAGAACUACGACAAGACCAUAUAGAGAGAAAGACAGAAGGCGGCUACCUCACCUUGGCGCAAAGGAGUCAAAUAUUGGAUGGAGGCAUCGCAUUGCAUUGCAUGUAUCAAUGCAUUGAAGGAGUUUAGCAAUGGAUCGAUCCAUCUCACGAAUUU
Molecule: messenger RNA, 1513 nt
Organism: Mollisia scopiformis
Lineage: Eukaryota; Fungi; Ascomycota; Leotiomycetes; Helotiales; Mollisiaceae
Exons: 3
Coding region: 1-1311 (436 amino acids)
Biological process (GO): polysaccharide biosynthetic process
Cellular component (GO): membrane
Molecular function (GO): acyltransferase activity, transferring groups other than amino-acyl groups
Source: RefSeq, a predicted model, not a curated record